Molecule: messenger RNA, 1946 nt
Organism: Drosophila serrata
Lineage: Eukaryota; Metazoa; Arthropoda; Insecta; Diptera; Drosophilidae
Gene: Drep4
Product: DNA fragmentation factor-related protein 4
Biological process (GO): apoptotic process; apoptotic DNA fragmentation
Cellular component (GO): cytoplasm; nucleus
Molecular function (GO): DNA endonuclease activity
Source: RefSeq, a predicted model, not a curated record
GAGGACAAAAAGUGGAUACUGUAUUUGCCAACACUGCUGCACUUGGUUUAUUUGGGCUUUUGUCCGCGGAAAAGGAAACUUGCUUGAAGGCUCCAAUACAACUCCAAACGUGAAAACUAUUAUGACCCAGCUCCACGAUGCUCAACUACAUUAGAGAAGCGAUCAUGGCGCCAACCACACGUAGCAGCAAAAACAACAAUAGCAACAGCAACAGCCCAGGGCAAGAUCUCAAGGACGUCGAAGGUUUAUCAACAUCGAGGGAAAAAGCAGCAGCUGCUCCUAUGCGUGGCUACAAGGUUACUGAUAACGAUCGAACCAGAAAGUACGGCAUUGGAGCCAAUUCACUGGAUAUGCUACUAUUUAAGGCGAACAACAAGUUUCCGCUAUCCCAAUUACACUUGUAUCUGGCGUCCGAUGGCUUCGAGGUGUCCGAUGACGAGUACUUGGAAAGCUUGCCGCCCCAGACGCUGUUUAUUGCCGCAGGACCGGAUGCAGUCAUUACUACUGAUGCAGACUUUGAGUUUGAGAAGAUGCGACAACAGUCACCGCUUCUAAAAGUGGCGGACAUUUUUUACGAGUUUAUCGAAAAGCAUCCGGAGAAGUUCCGCCGCAUGAUCACGGAUUACGAGCUCCAAAAGCAGCGACGCGUCCUUGACAACACUAAGGCCCACCUAAGUCUGAAGGCCGAGCAUAUGGAGUGGUUUGAGGGCGGAGAGGAGCGCUUUCAUUCGAAGGAGGAGGCCAUGGCCAUGCGGGCGCAGACACGAGUGCGUGGCUACUAUUACAAGGCCAAAGAAGAGCUAACCCGAAAUCCGUUGUACCGACAAAAUGCCAAGGCUCGUCAGGUUAUUAAUUCGGUGCUUGACCAGUUUCGGUAUUUGCUCAUUGGCUGCGACUACUUCUCGAUGAUGUUUGAUAGGAGAUGCAAACAGAAGCACGACUUCCUGCAGCAGCAUCAACUUGAAGGCGAAGAAACGGAUGCGGGCAGCAUUUUGCCCAGCAAGAGACUGCGGCAGGUUAUUAAGGAAUACACCAAGGAGAACUCCAUACUGGACGAGUGGUCGGUGGCCCUAUGCACAGACCUCGGCGAUUUCUACUGUCAGGGUUCCUAUUCGGAGAAUGGCAAUUGCUGCCCCAUGCAGCACACUAUUAAUCCGUAUGCAUCGCGCGAGAAUCUAAUUUUGUUCCAGGUCUGGAAUCUGGACCAUCAGAUCGAACUCUGCCGUACAAUUCUGCCAUCCCUGGUGGCUAAUGUGGAGGAUCUUGUCAGCCAGCCGCAAAGAAAUUGUUCGUUGCACAAAAAGCGCGUAGUCGACAUCUCGGUUCUCGAGUAUUUUCUUGAAAUUUUUUCUCUCAAAAACCUGAAACUCGUUCACAUUGUCUGCCACGAGAAGGUACAGCGGACGAACCGUUCUAAUGGUCGCUUAGUGUGCCCCGACUGUCACGAGUUCCGCAUUGUACAGGAGCUCAUGAAGCUGCAAACGGCAAGUUAAAUGAAAACUUCGAUGACAAAAUAUAUACUUCCAUUUAGCCAAGCAAUAUUGUACACAAUAACUAUACAUUCUUUCCAUUUGAUUUGAUCAUUUUCGAUCUCGAACGAGUUAAUUGUACAAAUCAAAAGAAUCUCAAAGUUAACUAGCAACUGAAUUGUUAAAAGUAUUUACAUAUAAACUGUAUAAACAAAGAUUACUCGAAUGCAUUUAAUGUUUAGCAGGCUUAUCAGACUACUAGUAUAACGUGGCUAUGCAAUAUAAUAAAUAGCUUUAAAUGUUCGUUGUCCUGUUGGCGUUACAUCGACCUGCAAGUCCAAAAUAUGAAAUAUAUUAACGCAUUAUAAACAUACAUCAUUGUUAGAUGAAUGUUGAUAGAAAUAAAUAAAUAUGUAUACGCAUAUGUCGAAUUUAAUUUUGAACGACACAAUAAAUAUGUCCCCGUUCCAAAAUGAA